UAUUUGCUGCAUGGUGUCAACAUGGCUGCGUUCUUAUGUCGAAUAUGUCAAACUCGAAAAUGGGUCAAUCCAGUUUUAAUUACCCAGGUUCGCUACAAAUUCAAAACACAGCGGCCCAAACAGCAAAUAAUGGAAAAACGCAUUUUCGAAGAGAUUAUGGCGCCAUUAUAUGACAAAGAAAGAAUUCCAUACAAGUCUUGUGCAGACCUACAGAGACGGAGAAUGGAAGAAGAACAGGUACAUGAUCAACCCGAGAAUAUCCUUCAGACAAAGUACGAGGCAUUCCUGCUGCGACGUCUACAGGUGUUGAUAGAUAACAGCAAAAUGAUGCUCAUAUGCCAACGACCUUCAGCUCCCUCAUACAGAGUACAUGAUAUCAGGAUAGAUUUGAAACUUGCUGGGUUUACAUUUCAAAUCUUGAGCAACAAACACAUGAAGCAACUGACUCAGGGAACAAAACUAGAAAACCUGGCUCCACUUCUGACGAGUAAUAACAUACUGAUCACGUCUCCUAAUGUCGCCAUCCAUGAAUUUAUGAAAGCAACCAAGAAGAUGCCGGAAAUCAUAUUGUUAGGUGGAUUUGUAGGAGACAGACUGGUUACUAAAGACCAGAUGGUAGAAUUCAAUAAUCUCCCAAAUAUAGACCAACUUCAAGGACAAUUGUAUGCCAGUCUGAAUCAAGUGGGUGGGGCAAGAACAUUGUCGUUGCUAAGCUCCCACCAACAACAACUGACAUCGAAUCUGCAACAGUAUCACAAACAGAAAUCAGAGGAUAGUGAUGUGUAAAUAAGAGCGGAUUUUAAUGAUUUAAACUGGAAAUCUAAGGAAUUUAGAAAUUUGUGAACACUUUAUGAAGACAGAUGAUGACCACUUUAUACACAUGAUUGAAACUCAAAUCAGAAUGAAUCAGUAAAGACUAAUAACAUUAUGUAAGGGUGUUACAAUUUGAAUACAUAAAUCAUUUAACAUUUUCUGAUAAUAGCUGUGUUUACCUGUAAUAACUUUUAUACGAAUUUAUGUUUGUUAAAAAAAGAAAGAUAUAAAAUAUAAUACAAAUUUGCAUAGCCGGUAACAAAUAUCGUAUAUAUAUAUCCAAGCUCCUGGAUUUGAAAUUUGCGAAAGAUUUAAAGCUUAUGUCUAGAAUAUACAGGUGUUCAAAUGUUUAAAUAGUUGACCCCUAAUACGAUAUGUUGUAUUUUCAUGUGUCAACAGAGAUGAUGGCGUUCAGGGUCUUUUUUGAAAUUAGGAGUGAGAGCCUUCAAAUUCAGACUGUCCAAGCUGUAAAUGUUGUAGGAUGUUUUUACAUGUCUGUGAUCCUUCCAGAUAACUGAGAAAAGUGAUCGAACAAGCAUGUUAGGUGUUACCAAUGUAUUGGUUUACAAGUGAUAACAAUGUUGUGAAAAGAAUAGAAAACAAUCAGGAAUUUAAAAUGGAAAGAAAAAUACCAAGUAUUGGUUCUUCAAAGGUCUCGUCUGUAAAGUUUUGUAGGCUGUAUGAAUAUACAUGUGUUAAGAAUUGUUCUUUUACUGUGUCCAUUGGAAUAAAAAAAGUUUUGAAAAUUC
This is a messenger RNA of Mya arenaria, 1562 nucleotides long. RefSeq names its product 39S ribosomal protein L10, mitochondrial-like. The transcript is spliced from 5 exons. The coding region runs from base 22 to 786 and encodes 254 amino acids. Gene Ontology annotation, molecular function: structural constituent of ribosome. Gene Ontology annotation, biological process: translation. Lineage: Eukaryota; Metazoa; Mollusca; Bivalvia; Myida; Myidae. The record is from RefSeq and is a predicted model, not a curated record. Gene Ontology annotation, cellular component: mitochondrial large ribosomal subunit.